AUGCCUACCCUAGUCUUUCUAGUAUCCGCUUGGCUCGCUUUUAUAUUAGGAGGUAAUUCCGCAUACAUAACCACGAUCGAAACGAGGCAGGAUCCAGGAUUCCGGCUAUUCAUGGAUGGUUACACGUCUAUUUAUAUUGAUCCUGAAUGCAAUGACGUCCAGGAAGGAGUAUUCCACGACGCCUGGGAGGACGCAAAGUUACUCUCAAAGGCACAAUUUGGCAAUGUAGACGGUCACGGUGACGAUAAACCGCACAAGAUGUGGUUAGGUGAUAGCUGGAACAAACGUGGUUCUAGAUAUAAUGCAGUCACCAACGAGCGAACUGGGGAUAUUUACAAAAACAUUUGGAGUAUGAAGUCUCUGUUCGACAACCAAGGGACGGAGGAAAAUGAGCGCAUCUACUGGUGGUGCCAGGAUAUACGCAAUGAAUGUAAUGAAGCUAAUAUAUACGGCGGCUACUUUAAGACGACAGAGAACAUCCCCCAGCCAGACGGUCCCGAGAACUUUCAAUACAAUACCGCUAUGACUGUGUUACACGAGGCCUACCACUACCAAAACCUGGUGUGUGAUCCGCCAAUUGACGAUCAUGCUUGGGGAGCCAUAGACUGCUACAAUCUUGCACAUACGUAUGGCACCAAAAAGGCUUAUCUCAACGCAGAUUCAUAUGCUCUCGAUGCAUUAGCUGUCUAUCUCCAGCAGACGUUUAAUACAGAAGUACCACCUGCUCCAGAACAAUGGCUAGAUCAUUUCAUGCCAGUCACCAACUAA
Messenger RNA from Glarea lozoyensis ATCC 20868, 768 nucleotides. RefSeq names its product Metalloproteases (zincins), catalytic. The record is from RefSeq and is a predicted model, not a curated record. The transcript is spliced from 2 exons. Bases 1 to 768 code for a protein of 255 amino acids. Gene Ontology annotation, molecular function: metallopeptidase activity. Lineage: Eukaryota; Fungi; Ascomycota; Leotiomycetes; Helotiales; Helotiaceae.